Chelmon rostratus (copperband butterflyfish) is the source of this 1897-nucleotide messenger RNA. RefSeq lists its product as uncharacterized. Bases 135 to 665 code for a protein of 176 amino acids. Lineage: Eukaryota; Metazoa; Chordata; Actinopteri; Chaetodontiformes; Chaetodontidae. The record is from RefSeq and is a predicted model, not a curated record. The transcript has 7 exons.
CAAAAUGUCUCGCAAGAGUGUUGUCUAAUGCUAAUUUACGAGACAUAACUGCAACUAGAUAUAUAUUUUAACGUUUUUUCAGCUGUUGUUGUGCCACUAUAUAUAUGAUAUAUUAACUGCAUUCAGCUGUCGCCAUGUCAACGAAAGCGGAGUCCAGAGUGUCCAGCACCAGCUCCAGAACAGAUGAGAGGAAGAGGUCAAGGAGCAGAGGACGAGAAAAAAGGAAGCGGAAACGCAGCCGUAGUAGAUCUUCCUCGUCAUCCUCUUCCAGUUCAUCGUCGUCAUCGUCAUCAUCUUCAUCUUCUUCGUCCUCUUCUUCGUCACGUUCAUCACGCUCAUCCAGCCGCAGUCGGAGUAGCUCAAGCAGUAGCGACUCCCGGAGUAAAUCCAGAAAGCAGUCUAAGAAAAGGAAAAAGGAGAAACAACACAAAAAAAAAGGGAAGAAAGAGAAGCGGCAUAAACGUAAAAAAGACAAGAAAGCAAAAGGAGGAGGAGAAAACUCGGGACCUGUACAGAUCUCUAAGUACUUGAAGGACCGGAAGAAAGGCAAGUAUAGCAUGAUUUCAGGGAAGAAGAUAAAGAUGAAAGUAAAGAAGUCCAAGAAAGACAAACAGCGGGAUAAAAAUCGUGCAGAACUUCUUGAGUUCUUGAACUCUACCCUGUGAUGACACUGUGGACACCAGUAGUGAUGCUAAGGCUUGGACACGUCGGCAGAACUCAGGAAACGACAACUUAGCCUUCCAGGAGAACAAAAAUGAAGGGUUUUCUGAGAAAGGGAUAAAUACGACUUGCAUCGAUGCACAGGGGACGCACAGAGCCAGAUAGAGUGAAGGAGCAGCAUCUCAUGCAACAGAGUGAGAUGCGUCCAUAGUGCUGCUGGGGCGGCCAAUUCUUUAGCUUAGCCUGAUAGCUUUGUUGUAUGAGAAGUGUUUAUGUUGAACAGUGACAUCUAAAAGUAUUUGUGGCCAGCUAGAUCAGGUGAAGGUGAAAACUGUAAUUAGCGAGCAUCAGUCAAAGCAUUGAAUGGGGAUAACUGCCCGCGACCAGCUUCUUAAUUUUGCUUAUGGUUUGAACAUAUUGUCGCCCCACAGACUGAAUCAGCUGGACCAGUGAUAUUGUCUUUUGUUUUUAUUCCACAUUCUUCUUCCUUGUUCAAACCAGGCACCUACACAAUUCAGCUGGAGAUUUAGGUCUCUUAUGCGAGUUAGUAAGCCGCUAGCCUCGAGCUGAGAGAAGGAGAGGGCUACAGAGGUCUGAUUAACUCACUUAGUUCUAACUCCACACCUCCACUUUUUUUUGGUUUGCUUUGUUUUCAGACGUGUGGUCUGCAGCCCAGACUGACAGCUCUGACUACAGUGACAUCACUUGACGCAAAUGAUCAGAUUUCAUACAACUCCCUCUGAGGCCACAAAAGGCUUUAUACAUCUUCCUUCACAUAUGCAGUCCUCCAUCCCAAAACUUGGUGUAAAAUUGCUGAAGUUCCCGUUUACCUUCUAGUCAACCUUACUACAUUUAGGAUUACCCCAUACAUUUUUUUUUGUAGAUAACUGACCAUCGUGUUUCCAGAGUAAAUGUCGGCUAUGGAAACCACAGUGUUAUCAACGUGUACUGAUACAGUUUUUAAUGUGCACAUUUUGUUUAAAAUGAUAAGAAUUGAUUGUGUUGUUCGAUGAUAACUGUAUGUCUUAUUCAUUACAUUCACUCCCCCAAAUUCUGUCAUGAAUAUUUUUCAGCAUCAGUCUUUUAUUAAAUUGAAAUAUAAAAUACAAUCACAGUUAAUCCCCUAGUAUCAAUCCAGUUGAAAGCGUUAUAUGGAUGAUGGAGUAAACCUGUUGUGUACUGUUGAAUUUUGCUGUGUGACAAACAGAAAAGAAACAGCAAUAAACUGCUGGAAAGA